AAUCACAGUUCUGUUAAGGAUGUACACACAGCUCGGGAAUCAAAUAAAGAUAUUUCAUAUUGAAAGAGGCUCCACCUGGAUUCAUUUACUCUGUCACAGCACAUAUCAAUAAUGGGCGACUCUGAUUCAGAAACAAGUCCCUCUACACAGCUUAAAAAGAGUGGGGCUGUUCCUGAAAUGAUUCGCUCUUUGGGACAAAAGCCAGAGACUACUGAAUGUGUCCUGAUGGAGAGAGUAGACUCACCUGAUAAUAGCUGCAUUUCCAUGAAGAGUGACCAGUCAAUGGACAUCCCAACUCAUUUUAGCAAGGGGCAUUUUCCUGCAGAUCAAAGAAACGAAAUGAAAAAAUCAGAUGUGUGUCAUGAAAGAGAUUUGUCAUCCAUAUUUGCAUCACUAGAGGAAAAUGCUGUAAAGUUCCUGAAGGAUGAACUGAAGAAGUUCACACAGUAUCUAGGCCAGAAUUACCCAGAAUGCUCUGAGCCUCUGCUGGAUGAGGACAAUGACCUGGACAGUGAUGAUCAGAUGCAGAAGACCUGUGGUAGAGAGGGAGCUUUGAAGAUCACACUGUACAUCCUGAGGACCAUGAAGCAAAAUGAUAUUGCUGACAGACUGGAGAAGAGGGAACUCCUGUUACAAUGUCAGCAGAGAAUAAAAUGUAACCUGAAGAAGAAAUUUGAGUGUGUAUUUGAAGGGAAAGCUAAGAAAGGACACCCAACACUUCUUAGUGAGAUUUAUACAGAACUCUAUGUAACUGAAGGUGAAACUCGAGGAGACAGGAAUGAACAUGAAGUAAAACAGAUUGAAACUGCAUCCAAGAAAAGGGUGACAAGCGAUACUACAAUCAAGUGCAAUGACAUUUUUAAACCAUUAAGUGGCCAUGGAACACCUAUUAGAACUGUCCUUACAAAAGGAGUUGCAGGUAUUGGGAAAACAGUUUCCAUGAAGAAAUUUAUUCUUGACUGGGUGGAUGGAAAAGCAAACCAGGAUAUGCACUACAUAUUUGCUCUUCCGUUCCGAGACCUGAAUUUAAUUAAGGAUGAAUACAGUCUCAUUGAACUGAUUCAUCACUUUGUACCAGAAAUGAAAUCAUUCAAUUCGACUGAGUUGUGUAGCUACAAAGUCUUGUUCGUCUUUGAUGGUCUGGAUGAGUGCCGCCUUCCUCUAGAUUUUCAUAACAAUGAGAGCUGGUGUGAUGUAACAAAGAAAACAUCACUGGAUGUGCUGUUGACUAAUCUCAUUAAGGGGAAUCUCCUUCCAUCUGCUCUCCUUUGGAUAACUUCCCGGCCAGUAGCAGCCAAUCAGAUACCUCCUGAGUGUGUUCACCAGGUGACAGAGAUACGAGGAUUCGUUGAUGCCCAAAAGGAGGAGUAUUUCAGGAAGAGAUUUAAUGAUCAGGGCCUGGCUAGCAGGAUUAUCGCACAUGUGAAAUCAUCAAGGAGCCUCUUCAUCAUGUGCCACAUACCUGUGUUCUGCUGGAUUUCAGCCUCUGUUCUUGAGAGACUUUUUAGUGAAACUGAUAGUGGAGAAAUUCCAAGUACUCUGACUGAAAUGUACACACACUUCCUGAUAUUUCAGACAAGUUUAAAAGAUAAAUAUGAGAAAACUCAAGAAAUAGGACAUAAUGUAUGCUUAAAACACAAUGAAAAGUUCCUCCUUAAACUUGGUAAGCUAGCUUUUCAGAAUCUUGAAAAAGGCAAUCUCAUAUUUUAUGAGGGGGAUUUUGAAAAGUGCGGCAUUGAUGUCAAUGAAGCUUCAGUUUACUCUGGAGUGUGCACAGAAGUCUUUUCAGAGGACUCUGGGUUGUAUCAUGAGAAGAUGUACAGCUUUGUACAUCUGAGUAUUCAGGAGUAUCUUGCUGCUUUAUACAUGUUUCUAUCAAACUCAUCAGCUAGUUUGUUGAAGACUGCAGUGGAUCAAGCAUUAAAGAGCAAGAAUGGACACUUGGACCUCUACCUCUGUUUCCUCCUCGGCCUGUCAAUAGAUUCCAAUAAGAGUUUGUUAAAAAGGCUACUGCCACAGAAAAGAACCAGAUCACAUAACAUUAAGGAAACGGCCCACUACAUCAAGGAGAAAAUACAGCAGAAUUUAUCUCCAGAAAGAACCAUCAACCUGUUCCACUGUCUGAAUGAACUAAAUGACAAAUCACUGGUAGAUGAGGUACUAAGUUACCUGAAUUCAGGAAGUCUUACAGCUGAAGACCUCUCACCUGCCCAGUGGUCAGCUCUGGCCUUUGUGUUGCUGAUGUCAGAUGAGGAGCUGGAUGUGUUUGAUCUGAAGAAAUACAUCAGAUCAGAUGAAGGACUUCAGAGGCUGCUACCUGUGGUCAAGAAAUCUAGGACAGUUCUGCUGAGCAGCUGCUAUCUCACAAAUAAAGGCUGUGAAGUGUUGGCUUCAGCUCUCAGGUCAGACUCCUCACACCUGAGAGAGCUGGACCUGAGUGACAAUGACCUGCAGGAUUCAGGGGUGGAUCUGCUCUCUGCUGGACUGGGGGAUUUGCACUGUAAACUGGAGGUACUGAGACUAUUAGACUGUGGAGUCACCGAGAGAGGCUGUUCUUUCCUGGAUUCAGCUCUGAGGUCAAACCCAUCACACCUGAGAGAGCUGGAUCUGAGCUACAAUCACCCAGGAGAUUCAGGUGUGAAGCUGCUCUCUGCUCUACUGCAGGAUCCCAACUGUAAACUGGAGAAGCUGAAGGUGAACCAGUGUGAACUCACGAAGACAUGCUGUGAAGCAUUGGCUUCAGCUCUCAGAUCAAAAUCUUCACACCUGAGAGAGCUGGGUCUGAGUGGUAAUGACCUGCAGGAUUCAGGAGUAGAUCUGCUGUGUGGUGGACUGAGGGAUUUACAAUGCAAACUAGAGAUUCUGAGAUUGUCAAGCUGCAGAGUCACAGAGGAAGGCUGUUCUUCCCUGGCUUCAGCUUUGAGGUUAAACCCCUCAUACCUAAGGGAGCUGGAUCUGAGUUACAAUUACCCAGGAAAACUGGGAGUGAAGCUUCUCUCUGCUGUACUGGUGGAUCCAAGAUGUAAACUGGAGAAACUGAAGUUGAACUGGUGUCAGCUCAAAAAGACAUGCUGUGAAGUGUUGGCCUCAAGUCUCAGAUCAAAAUUAUCACACCUGAGAGAGCUGGACCUAAGUGACAAUGAUCUGCAGGAUUCAGGAAUAGAUCUGCUAUGUGGUGGAUUGGGGGAUUUACAAUGCAAACUAGAAAUAUUGAGACUGUCAGGCUGUAGAGUCACAGAUAGAGGCUGUUCUUCCCUGAUUUUAGCUCUGAGAUCAAACCCCUUACAUCUGAGAGAGCUGGAUCUAAGCUACAAUCACCCAGGAGUCUCAGGAAUAAAGCUGCUCUCUGCUGUACAGGAUGAUCCUACCUGCAAACUGGAGAAACUGAAUGUGGAGCAUGAUUGGCAUUGCAGGAUCAGACCAGGGCUCCUGAAAUACUCCUGUCAGCUGACACUGGACCCCAACACAGCAAGUGGAUCGAUGUCUCUGUCAGAGGCGAACAAGAAGGUGACAUGGGUGAGCGUGGAGCAGCUAUAUCCUGAUCAUCCAAAGAAAUCUAAUUACUGGAACCAAGUUCUCAGUAGAGAGAGCUUGAUUGGUCGCUGUUACUGGGAGGUUGAGUGGAAUGGCAAUGGAGCCGAUAUUGGAGUGACUUAUAAAGGAAUCAGAAUGAAAGGGAGUGAUAAAUGCAAGAUUGGUUUCAAAGACAAGUCAUGGAGUCUGUUCUGCUCUACUGACAGUUUCUCAGUCUGUCAUAAUAAUAAACAGACUCUCAUACCCAUACAUCCCUCAGGUUCCCACAGAGUAGGAAUAUAUCUAGACUGGGAGGCUGGUACUCUGUCCUUCUACAGUGUCUCCUCUGAUAGACUGACCUUCCUGUACAGGUUCACCACAUCUUUCACUGAACCCCUCUAUCCAGCAUUUUGGGUUGUCUCAGGGUCCUCGGUGUCUCUUGCAUGCUAGGAUAGCUCACUCUGCUGGAAAGUGUCAAUCUGAGUGAAGCUUCUAGUUGGGUCCAGUAUUCGCAACUUCACUCCCAGUGAAGCAAGGUAUCCAGGUGGCCUCCAAAAACACAUCACCCAAACAUAUUCACCAGAAAGCUUUUGUCUAUGCUCCACUUAGCCAGUAUGUACAUGAAUCUUCCAUAGACUUCCAGGCACAGGAUCAGUGGGUGUCUAUCGGCUGUAGUUAUCCUAGUUUCAAAGGGAAAAUUAACAUAUAUGUUGUCAAAAGCAACUCCCAUGAAACAAUCUGUGCUAUGGUUCAAUUAGUAAGAUAGAUAACACUUUUAAAUAUGAGCAUCUGGUGAUAGAAGCCCUCAGUGUACUAGGCAUCACAGGAAGAACAAGGAGCAGAGCCAUCAAGGACGUCACCGAAGCAGCUGAGAAAUCCUCAAGAUGGCUCUGGAUCUGGUGAGAAGAUCCAUGGGGAUUAGUGCACGCCACCUGAACACAUUCCGGGAUCUGAUCAACUGUGGCGGGCUUAAUCUGAGUGAAGCUUCUAGUUGGGUCCAGUAUUUAUAUGGGUGCUUCUGAUCCCUAUUCAUGUCCUACCUGUUCUCGUUAGUGGUGAUGGUUUGUGUCCCAGUGUGUUGUUCCUGCAUCUGUUCAUGCAAUUAGCCCUCCCUUGUUUCCCAGAGUUCUUAAAAUAGGCUUGUUGCAGAACUGAAUGGUAUACGCUCUUAUGGAAGAUAAAUACAUUUGCUAAAAUGCUGUUUUGGUCUCUAUAUUGCUAAUUAACAUUUAUCCGUCCCUCUUCCAUGGUUUAGUUUGAAAUUUGUUUUAUAUGUAAAAUACUGCACUUUUAACACUGGGGGUUAAUCUGGCUGAAGGGUCUGGUUUCUUUCUUUCCUUCCUAGUCUCCUGUAUUUAUGUGAGCAGGUUGGUAGCCUGUUCAUGUCCUGCCUGUAGCUGCUGGAAGUAGACACUCGGUGUGCUGUAUUUGUCACUAUGCGGGAUGGACAGUUGGACAUAAGAGUGGGUUUUCAGGGAAGGGAUAAUGAGACUGGAGGCGAAGAAGGGUGACCAGCAAGCAUUUAAAACUGUUUAGUAGUGGGCUGGUUGGGCUGUUAUUCUGACAACAGCUUCUCUUCAUUAGUAAUCGUCCACCUCAGACAGCUUUCCACUUAUUAAUGUACUUAUUAUUUCAUUUAGGUACCUUAAUAAAUUAAACAUCUUGGAUAA
Brienomyrus brachyistius is the source of this 5183-nucleotide messenger RNA. RefSeq names its product NACHT, LRR and PYD domains-containing protein 12-like. Lineage: Eukaryota; Metazoa; Chordata; Actinopteri; Osteoglossiformes; Mormyridae. The coding region runs from base 112 to 3963 and encodes 1283 amino acids. The record is from RefSeq and is a predicted model, not a curated record. The transcript has 14 exons. Gene Ontology annotation, molecular function: protein binding.